This is a messenger RNA of Osmerus eperlanus (European smelt), 1417 nucleotides long. It is a transcript of the gene tp53inp1, whose product is annotated as tumor protein p53 inducible nuclear protein 1. Gene Ontology annotation, cellular component: autophagosome; nucleus. The coding region runs from base 422 to 1279 and encodes 285 amino acids. The transcript is spliced from 4 exons. Gene Ontology annotation, biological process: autophagosome assembly; positive regulation of DNA-templated transcription. NCBI's taxonomy places the organism in Eukaryota, Metazoa, Chordata, Actinopteri, Osmeriformes, Osmeridae. The record is from RefSeq and is a predicted model, not a curated record.
AAUAACAAAGGAACAGUCUGGACCUCGGAAAGGAUCGGAAAGGUAACGAACUAAGUAGCUCCGAAUAAGGUCCUUCAACUUAAAUUUCUUCUGCGAAGAAAACAAUUUUUUGUACUUUCCGAAAAGGAGCAAAUCUACCUCAAACUCUUAAGGAGUUUAUCGCCAAAUAUCAGCCCUUUGUUGUUUACACCUCUUUGCCGCAAGGCUUUUUGUACAUUUGCACUCGUCGAGGUGAGCCCAGCUCCGAGCGAUGUCCGGACCCCCCCCAGCUCCCCUCAGAUGAUCAAAGACUGUACCUUAUUGAUGCACUUUAGCGCCCUUCCCUCAGCGCCUUCCCCCUGCAGCUCAUGACCAAAGCGCCUGCCCACCCUCAGCCUCACGCCUUUGGCAUCCCCUCCGCACCCCUCCGGGAAGCCCCAGGAUGUUCCAGAGGUUCGCCAGUGUCCUCUUUGGGGAUGAUGUGGAGGAAGUGAGCCACCACUGGCCUGGAGAGCAGGGCUUUGGCCAGCCGGAGGGGGAUGAUGACGAGGAGUGGAUUCUUGUGGACUAUCUGGCCGAGGCCUGCUCUGACCCCUGUGGUGAGGACACCUCCAGCGUCCCCGACCAGGAGGACGAUGACGAGGAGGACCUCGUGAUGAUUCCCUCUCCCGUCGCCAGCUCCCCCGCCCUCUGCACCUCCUUCGACUCCACCUACGAGGCCGACCCCGACAGAGGACUGGAGGCGGGGGAGGGGGGCUUCCUGCACGUAGAGGCGUGCUCCCUGGAGGAGAGCUGGUUCGUCACGCCCCCACCCUGCUUCACCGGGCGGGGCAGCAAGCCCAUCCUGCUGGAGACCAGCCCCCUGGAGAACCUGCUGAUAGAACACCCCAGCAUGUCCGUCUACGCCGCCGCCCGCCACCUCAGCCCCCAGCGCCUCUCCCUCAAGCUGCCAUGCUCCCUCAACCUGAGCCUGGACCUCACCCUUCCUCCGGCCAACGCAGCUGCCACGGGCAAGGAGACAGGGCGCCGCACGAUGGAUACCCCACGCCAUAGGCCAGACGUGGCAGUGGGCCAGUGUCACGCCACCCUCCACACCACCUGCUACGCCGCCGCCCUCUCCGCCCGCUCCAGCCUCCUCGACCAGGUGCAGCAGGCCGGGCGCCUGGCCCAGAGGGCACAGCCCCUGUCCCGCAACGCCAUGCGCCGCCUCAACCUGCUGCGCCAGCCAGGAGGUGGCCGGCAGUCAAAGGCCACGGCCAUGUACCUUCACCAGCCGGGCCAGAGGCACCUCAACUACUGAGGACGAGGGGGCCGCUCCCCCCCCGCUCCUCCUCUUUCUCCAACUGUCGCCCCAUCCUUCCAUCCGUUCAACCCAACUAUCGCCCCAUCCUUCCAUCCAUUCACCCAACUAUCUGCCCAUUCAUUCACCCCUUCAUUA